Molecule: messenger RNA, 1452 nt
Organism: Ilex paraguariensis (yerba mate)
Lineage: Eukaryota; Viridiplantae; Streptophyta; Magnoliopsida; Aquifoliales; Aquifoliaceae
Source: the annotation of a GenBank genome assembly
CCCGAACGUUUAAACGGCCCACUCCCCUCCCUCUCGUAUAUAAGGCUUACGUUCCCGGCGAUUCCACAAACACAGAGACAUAGCCAAGAAAGAAAACCCUCGCAACCAUUUUCGUUCAAAAACUUUCCCGAGAAAAUCGAACUUGCCGAGGAAAAAGGUUAUCGGAAGGCGAAUAGAGAGAUACAGAGACAGCGAGAGUCUUUGAAUCUUUGAUCGAGUGUGUGUGUGUAUUUCUGCGCGUACAUGUGAAUGGUGAUUUCAGGUGAAAGUGAAGAGAUGAAGAGGGAAUCGAUGGCGAUGGGACCAGAAAGAUCGAAGCUUUUGCAUAAUUUCACACUGCCUUCAAGUUUGCAGUGGGGGAGCCGGAGGUAUCUGAAGUGCAUGAAGGUUGAUUCAAAUGGCGAAAACUCCGGCAUCGAUCGCCGAUCCUCAGUUUUUCAGGUUGAGAAUGGAUUUAUCGGAAGGCAGGGAGCUUCGGAGACGGAGAGACUUGGAUCGGUGAGCCGGACGGAAAAUUUGAUGGUUUCGCAUUCUGUGGUGCCGGAGUUUAGGGGUUUUGGUUGGGAAUUUAGCAGCGGCGGUGACGACGGAAUCGAAGUGGUGAGGGCGAAACUGAUGUCGGAUUUACGAGACGAAGCUGAUAAGAUUUUGAGGGGAAAGUUCGAGAAAGAGCCGCCGGUGGCGGUAAUUCCGGCAGCAGCCGAACCCGUGAGGCCGUGGAACUUGAGGAAGAGACGAGCUGCAUGUAAGACUCUGAACGGCGAUGCUUGUGCUUCUGGAGGGAAAAUUUUCAAGGUGGAUGUGAUGGGGCCUAAUUUUGCUGCGCCGGUGAGGGCUGACAACAAAUCGCCGAUAUUGCGUGGCUGUGAUAUCGGUGGUGGUAGUGCUGGUGGAGAGAUGAGAAAAAGGGCGAAGUUCUCGGUAUCCCUUUCGAAGAGAGAGAUUGCGGAGGAUUUCACGGCGAUGGUGGGACGGGGGCCACCCCGGAGACCGAAGAGAAGACCUAAGAUUGUGCAAAAAGACGUGAAUACUGUUUUUCCGGGAUUGUGGUUGACGGAGAUUAAACCUAAUUUUUACUGAGUUCUUGAUACUGCUGCGACCGGCAAGAUGAUGUUGCCGGAAGUUUGAUGGGUCAUCUGAUUGCUGAAGACUCAAAUUGACAGGCUAAUUAGUGGUAAACUGCACCACCUAAGUGAAUCGAAAAUCUGACGAAAGCAUUGAAUUUCUUGGUAGUAUGUAGUGUAAAGCUUAGUUGCUUUCAAAUACUAAUUUUGUUUAUAUAAUCAUUAAUUGUUCAUAGCUCUUUUUGUUAGAAAAUGAGUUAAUAUAGUGGAAAGAUUGGUAGAUGAUAUUUAAGGACAAUGGUUUGUUAUAGGAGGUUGAUUUAUCUAGUAUAGUGCUCAUUGUUGCGUUUGUUAUCCCGUUGUAUGGCAUUUUAACAUAAGUUCUUUU